AAUGCCAUUUUGAUUUGAUUUGAGUUGUGUAUUGUGUGGUGAAACUGUUUUUUUGUGAUUUUUGUAUUAUUCUCACUUAUAGACUCUAAUUUCAUAUAAUAAGCGAAUGCUGGAGUGAUAAGGGAACGUAAGAUGAAUUCUACAAUAUCUGACGACUUAUCUCGGGAACAUUUGGCAUUAGAAGCAGCAAAGUGUAUUCAAAAUAUAUUUUCGAACAGUCAAAAAGUCAAGUCUUUACACAAGGAACUGCUAGAAAUAAACUUAUCUGUAACUGCAUAUAUCGAAGAAAGUAAGCUACGCUUGGAUGAAUUGCGUCUGAAUUUAGCACACGAAGCCAAGAGUUCUCAUAAAGUUGUAGAAAUCCUGUCCGAGAAAUAAUACAAUUAGCAAUAAUGUCCACCCCACCACCAGCACCACAAAAGCGUAUUCACUCCAGAAAUAACAUCAAACACAUACAAAUUGAAGACAACAAUAAUAGCAGCAAGAAUUCAGAGCGCCAACAAGCUCGGAAAUUCAUCACUUGGUAUAAACACAUGAUAGAUUAUGAGAGGCAAAACCUUUGCCUAUAUCUUUCUGAUGAUGCUAUGUUGGAAUACUUUGGUAGAACAAUCAAAACAAGAAAAAAAGUGGCCGCAUUCCUGAAACAUGAUAUGCAAUGCUCCAGGCACGAUUUUACUACAGUGGAAAGUAUUGAGAGGAUUCAGAUGAGGCAGGACAUUGUGUCGAGAAGGGGAGAUAAUUCAUUAGCUAGUCCUUUUAACUCUCCUGAGAUUAUUAAUCCGAAUAUCGAAAGAUCUGGAAAAAGAAAGAUUCUCCGGUGUGAAAGCCCAGAAUGGGCUGAAGGCUGCAAACCCCAAGAUGAAGCUGUAGAAACCAAGAGAAGCAAGCUUGACGAAUCUCAGAAUGACAAUAAAUCGGAGGUAUUACCCAGGAACUGUUUGAAAAGAGCUCAUAGUGAAGACAGGUCAGAAAUAAACAGCAAAGGAGACAAUAUGCUUGGGAGACGAGCAAAACGGAAGUGUGUGCCGGUUACACCACCGAAUUGUGAAGUUGGGCAAGGGGAUUGUUUGCCUUCUACUAGCGGGACUGAUUCGGACCGGUCCCAUGAUGCCUUGAAUGCACAACUGCCAAAGCUAGCUGUUGAGUGUAAUGGAUACAUCGAGUUUACAAGGACGAGGAAUAAUCGUGCUACGGAUUCUAUGAAAUGGGAGAGGAAAUGUAAGGUACAAAUUAGCUAUUCGGAGGAUCCUCUUAAUAUCGGAGAGUAUAUAAUUUGGGCACUGUUGUACACCGAUGAAAGUAAGUGCAGGAGAAACCUUUUGUCUGCAUUCGAAGAGAUUGCUAUUGAAGAAGGGCUUGUAAAGUGAUUUUCAGUGACUGGUUAUACAGUUCUUUCAAAGUUAUAUACUAACUGUUCGAUCUGCACAAUGGUUAACUAUUUCACUAGUGUAUAUGUAACUACCUGCUACUUGAUGGUAGUCGUCAAAGUCAUGUCCAACCUGCCUUUAAGCAACUUAAAUAAAAUAUGACACCAGUGUUAAGUGUUACCAUAGUACACUCGUAAAAAAAAAAACAAAAUCUAAUGUAAAAUUGCAUGCAAACAUGGCAAAGUGUUUGUUUUUUCUUUAUUGAUAACUUUGAAGGAAUUGUAUUUUCCAGUUAUUGUGUUAAUUUGAAAACAGCUCUUCAAUAUACUAAAUAUUAUUAUUAUAAUUAAAAAAAAUAAAACUAGGGAUUAUUUUUGAUUUAUGAAUUUUAAUUUUGAUAAAAUGUCAAUGUUUUGCUUUGUAAUUAGGAUGUCAUAGACAAUAUUUCUUUCUUUAAUACUUAUGCAGAAUUUUUUUUUUCAUACCUACUGUUAAUUAAUGUGACAAUGAAGAAUAUUCAUUAUCAAUUUUUAUUAUAACUAAGUUUUAAAAAUAUUUGCAUUCUGUCGGGCGUUCAAAUAUUAUAUUGGUAACUAAUAUAGGAAAAAAAUCUAAAUUUUGUAUAGAUAUCAAAGUUAGAAUUUUUAUAGUCUUCGUUCAGUACAUUGUUUUUAUCAAUCUCUCUGUUUGUGGCGCUAUAGUCAAUAGGUCCAGAGGGCCUAUGUUACUAAAGUCCACAUUCUAUCUCUUUUUUCCAUAUUGUUUACAGAUCAUGUAAAAAAUAGUGAACAUGUGGGUGCGAUGACUUUCUAGCCUUUUUAAGACUUAGGCAAAGGCAUUUACAGAAUCAUUCAUCUCCUUUCGGUUUUAAGUCUCUCACAAUUUAUGCAUUUGUCAUUUAUUGACAUUUUACUUGGCAGUAGGUUAUUCAGGAUUCUGCACGAUACUAUGUGAUAACAAGAUGGACUAGUAUACUCUUAUAGCAUUUAUAUUUUUACCUCAUUUUACAAUGUCUUUACUAAUUGACGAAUAUCCCAUGAAUUUUUAAUGUCACAAGACUUAGGGACCAAUUUGAGAGCAUGUAUUUUUUAUUUAUGACAGAAUUUUCAUUUAGGAUGGUUUCCCAAAAAAAGCCGAUUGUAAGGUAAUUCAAAUCUAAAUUCCAAGUGAAUUAUAUCUAAAUUGUUGUUGCACAAUUAUUAAAAAGUUGUAUGUACGAAUGGUAGACUGGCAGUUAAUCAUUAAAUAGGACAAACAGAAAUAGCAACGUUGCGAUAAAGUGCAGCUAAUAAAUAGAAAAAAAAUUUAGGGACCUGUUUCACCACUUGCUGAUAAAGCCUCCUAGCCUAGAUUUGAUAGCCUCAAUGUAACAUAUUUAACAGAUAAUGUUAAAAUUGUGUUUCACAAAUGUUUGGAUAGGGCUAACAAAGAUUUACUUGUUAGUUUAUCUGUCAAAUUGCAAAAUAUUAUUUUAUCAGAUAGUGUUGAAACAGGCAUGUAUUCAUCUACUAUACUAUUAUGUAUAUUAUACUAGUUUGUAUAGUAUAUGCAUUAUAUGAGUAGAGAUAUAUGUUAUAUGUAUACUCAUAUGUAUAAUUUAAGCUAAUAGAAGACUUUCAUGAUAUAAUUAUCUGAUACAUCACUUACACCUUUCCAUCAUCCAAUAAAAUAUAAAUAAUGUAUAAAUUACAUGUACAGGAACCAUCCUACAUGAAAUAGUAUAGGGUAGGCAUGAUUCCAAUGCCACUAGAAAAAAAAAACAAUUAUUUACUUGGUUUCCUCUACUGCCAUUGUUCUAUAUAACCAAGUAUUUAAUCGUUUAAUCUAUUUUAGGACGCAUUCAUUUAGUAAUAUGAAAAUAUAAUGUUAUAAUGUUGUUGACCUUGUAAUUUCUAUCUCAAUUUGGCCCUGGCACAACGUUAAGGCAGUCUGGCCUUAUGUCUGAAAUUUUAUGUCCCUCAUUUUAAUUUUCUUCUUUAUAUUUUGUACCACCGAAAUUAGUGUCUUGUCGUUUAUGUUAGUAUUUUAGUCUCAAAUAGAAUAGUUCUAGGAAUAGGUUAUUGACUUAAAAACAUCAUGUUUUAUGUUAACAAAUGAUCGGUGAUACUACCUACAUAUUUGUAGGUUAAUUAAAACAGGCUUCUUUCUAAAAGAUUCAUUAAUUAUAGUGUUAUUCAUUUAUGUAAUAAUGUGGGAUUCCUCCCAUUUCGUCUCAAAGUGUAUUCAUUUGUGUAAUAAUGUGGGAUUCCCCAGUUCGUCUCCAUUUUAGCGUAUGAAUUGUAAAUGAGAUUUCCAAGUAUAAUUUGUAUCUACUUUAAGUUUAUGUUGUUAUGAUCGUUACUUUUAAAGUAAUGGAAGGGGAGGUUUUUGUUUAAUUAUGCUAGAGAUGUAUAAGACAAAUAAAGGUUGUUUAGCAAUG
This is a messenger RNA of Plodia interpunctella (Indianmeal moth), 3786 nucleotides long. RefSeq lists its product as uncharacterized. NCBI's taxonomy places the organism in Eukaryota, Metazoa, Arthropoda, Insecta, Lepidoptera, Pyralidae. The transcript has 4 exons. The coding region runs from base 393 to 1367 and encodes 324 amino acids. The record is from RefSeq and is a predicted model, not a curated record.